UCGGCGCGCGCUCCCCGAGCCCCGGUCGUCCUCGGAGGCUGCCCACCCGCUCCCGGGGCUCUGAAGGGCUGCCCCGGGCCGGGUCUCCGGGACCCGCGAAGGCAGCAGCAGAAUGACGUAGAUGACGAAAGAGCUGACGCCACGCCGCCCACCCCACAGCCGCCGGUGCCCGCACACACCGCCCCGCCGCCCGCCCGCGAGGUUGCCCGCGCGCGCGCUCGCGGGACACGUCCCGCCAGGGCCCCCGCCCGCCCCGCCCGCGACCGGAGUUCCCACGGCGCCCGCCAGAGCCCUGCGCCGCCCGUCCUCCUCGUCGCCGAGCCCGUCCGCGCCUUUCGCGAACAUGGCGCUUGUCCCUUGCCAGGUGCUGCGGGUGGCCAUCCUGCUGUCCUACUGCUCUAUCCUGUGCAACUACAAGGCCAUCGAAAUGCCCUCGCACCAGACCUACGGAGGGAGCUGGAAAUUCCUGACUUUCAUUGAUCUGGUUAUUCAAGCUGUCUUUUUUGGCAUCUGUGUGCUGACCGAUCUUUCCAGUCUCCUGACUAGAGGAAGUGGGAGCCAAGAACAAGAGAGGCAGCUCAAGAAGCUCAUCUCUCUCCGGGACUGGAUGCUGGCUGUAUUGGCCUUUCCUGUUGGGAUUUUCGUUGUAGCGGUGUUCUGGAUCAUUUAUGCCUAUGACAGAGAGAUGAUUUACCCGAAGUUGCUUGAUAAUUUUAUCCCAGGGUGGCUGAAUCAUGGAAUGCACACGACGGUUUUGCCCUUUAUAUUAAUUGAGAUGAGGACAUCACACCAUGCGUACCCCAGCAGGAGCAGCGGACUGGCCGCCAUAUGUACCUUCUCUGUUGGCUAUAUAUUAUGGGUGUGUUGGGUGCAUCAUGUAACGGGGAUGUGGGUGUACCCUUUCCUGGAACACAUUGGCCCAGGAGCCAGAAUCCUCUUCUUUGGGUCUACAACCAUCUUAAUGAACUUUUUGUACCUGCUGGGAGAAGUUCUGAACAGCUAUAUCUGGGAUACACAGAGAAGUAUGGAAGAAGAGAAAGAGAAGCCUAAAUUGGAAUGAGAUCUAAGUCUAAACGGAAGAGCAGGAUGUAGCCACCAAUGAAGACUCAUUACCCCCGGGCAUUGGUAAUGCAGGAGAGGAAGCCUGAAAGAAACCAGUGGAAUCCGCCUUCACCUCCCUGCCCCAGAGAGAGGGAACACCUUUUAUGCAGAAAUAUAUAUGUAAGAAUAAAAUACAGAUAUUUCCAAAAUAA
Molecule: messenger RNA, 1253 nt
Organism: Lagenorhynchus albirostris (white-beaked dolphin)
Lineage: Eukaryota; Metazoa; Chordata; Mammalia; Artiodactyla; Delphinidae
Gene: AIG1
Product: androgen induced 1
Cellular component (GO): endomembrane system; membrane
Source: RefSeq, a predicted model, not a curated record